AUGUCUUCGGUGUCAUUGUCGAUAUUGUUUGAUAUUGCCCCUGGUGUAUUUCUUGAAUUCAUUAAUGUUGUGCUUUCGCAUAAUUUCAUUAUGUAUAAUACAUACCAUGCUAGUGAUGCUGUUUCAGCGUUAAAUGGUGUAGAUGAUUGCUUUGGAAUAUAG
Messenger RNA from Racocetra persica, 162 nucleotides. The record is from the annotation of a GenBank genome assembly. NCBI's taxonomy places the organism in Eukaryota, Fungi, Glomeromycota, Glomeromycetes, Diversisporales, Gigasporaceae.